Messenger RNA from Acanthochromis polyacanthus (spiny chromis), 8047 nucleotides. Its product is annotated as docking protein 1-like. Lineage: Eukaryota; Metazoa; Chordata; Actinopteri; Pomacentridae. Gene Ontology annotation, biological process: cell surface receptor protein tyrosine kinase signaling pathway; positive regulation of MAPK cascade. The transcript has 7 exons. Gene Ontology annotation, cellular component: cytoplasm. The record is from RefSeq and is a predicted model, not a curated record. Bases 5909 to 7357 code for a protein of 482 amino acids.
ACAUGAUUUUUUUAUUUUUGACAAAUUGAGUCACUUUCUUUCUGGACAAUAAUUAAUGACUUUGGGGAAAAAUUUACCAUUUGGAGCAUUUUUUAAGCAAAUCUAUGACAUGGACAAAUUUUAGGGAGACUUUGUGAAAAACUAUUGGUCAUUUGAACAAGUUGUUGAACUCUGUCCUACAUUCUGUUAUCGUGAAACUUCACAGAUUCAGUCUGAAACCUCCUGAACCGCUUUGAAACCAUCAGACAUGCGUGACAUUUCCUUGUUAAAGUCUGGAAGGACAUCACGCUAACGCUGUCCCUCUGAGGCCUCUGAUAACAAACAGGAACCUCACCUGGUGCUCACUGAUUCAGUCUCUGGUUUCUUCUUCUGUCCUUCACACCUUUCAGGCAGUUUUUGCCCUGCUGAUGGAGAUUUUGAUGCUUUCUGAGUCCUGUCUGGGAGAUCGAAGGAUUUUAUUAAUGGGAGCCCAGAAGGAAUUGGAAACCACAAAUCAACACGUUGACUCAAAACCACAGAUAGAACACAAAGUGAGAGAUUUAAAGACACUAAGUAGAGCAGCUUAAUGAGCCCAAGAGCUAAAUGAACCUUCAGGAAUGAUGGUAAAUAUUUUCCUGUGUUUGGAACAUUUUCAUAGAACUCAGCAUCAGUUCUUCAGCUGUUUAGGUUCUCAUUCUGCUGCAGACAAUGACCCCAGACAUACAUAUCUAUAUUUAUCAUACUUAUAUUUAUCCUUCACCUACGUCUGUCCCAUGUUUGUUUCAGUUAAAUUCUUUACUGAACAGGAACUUUAGACGUUCCACAGUGUUACAUGAUGAUGAAGCACAACGUUUGUAAAAACUUUGGAGAACAUUAAAGCGUGACAGUCUAACAAACAUGUCUUGGGUUAUCCUGUGUUUCAGAAGAACAUUCUGGGAACUGAAAGAGAACUUCCUACUAAAAACAAUAUUAGUCCUUUGCAGAACUUUCCCAGAACGUUUUUGAAAUAAUGAAAUUCUAACAUGCUAUUUAUAGGGAGUUAAAACCAGAAAAAGCCUGAAAGUCGUCCAUGCGUCGGUUCUUCACAUGGAUCUGGUGUCACUGCCACUCCUCAGCGCUCACUAAAUCUAACACAGUUGACUGCAGCUUGUCACACGGAGACUUUACAUCACCAAGAACUCUUCACAACGUUGCCAAGAGCCCGAGAAGAGUCAAAACAGUGUGGAUGCCUGCAGACGUUCUUCUCCCUGUCGUAGUAAACAUCCGGAAGGAACCAGUCUGUCCAUCAGAUGAGAGCUGGCAUCGGGCCUCCAGUGGGUCAGAUCAGUGGCUGCUGGCUGGAAUCCAUGAGGAUCAUAGGAACCCUUUUUAAAGUAAAAUAAGAAUGAAAACAGGAACCCUGAGGAACACGUUGAUGUUGGAUGUUAUUGUUGGAUGCUGAUGGUGGAUACUGAUGCUGUAUCAUGAUGUUGGAUGCUGAUGUUGGAUGUUGGAAUGCUGAUGUUGGAUGUUAAUACUAAUGUUGGAUGUUAAUGUUGGAUGUUGAUGUUGGAUACUAAUGCUGUAUCAUGAUGUUGGAUGCUGAUGUUGGAUGUUGAUGUUGGAUGCUGAUGUUGGAUGUUGAUGUUGGAUGCUGUAUCAUGAUGUUGGAUGCUGAUGUUGGAUCUUAAUGUUGGAUGGUCAUGUUGGAUGCUGUAUCAUGAUGUUGGAUGUUAUUGUUGGAUACUAAUGCUGUAUCAUGAUGUUGGAUGCUGAUGUUGGAUGUUGAUGUUGUAUGCUGUUUCAUGAUGUUGGAUGCUGAUGUUGGAUGUUGAUGUUGGAUGCUGUUUCAUGAUGUUGGAUGCUGAUGUUGGAUGCUGUUUCAUGAUGUUGGAUGCUGUUUCAUGAUGUUGGAUGCUGUUUCAUGAUGUUGGAUGUUGAUGUUGGACGCUGAUGUCGGAUGCUGUUUCAUGAUGUUGGAUGCUGAUGUUAGAUGCUGAUGUUGGAUGCUGUUUCAUGUUGUUGGAUGCUGAUGUUGGAUGUUGUUUCAUGAUGUUGGAUGCUGAUGUUGGAUGCUGUUUCAUGAUGUUGGAUGCUGAUGUUGGAUGCUGUUUCAUGAUGUUGGAUGCUGAUGUUGGAUGCUGUUUCAUGAUGUUGGAUGCUGUUUCAUGAUGUUGGAUGCUGAUGUUAGAUGCUGAUGUUGGAUGCUGUUUCAUGUUGUUGGAUGCUGAUGUUGGAUGCUGUUUCAUGAUGUUGGAUGCUGUUUCAUGAUGUUGGAUGCUGAUGUUAGAUGCUGAUGUUGGAUGCUGUUUCAUGAUGUUGGAUGCUGAUGUUGGAUGCUGAUGUUGGAUGCUGUUUCAUGAUGUUGGAUGCUGAUGUUGGAUGUUGUUUCAUGAUGUUGGAUGCUGAUGUUGGAUGCUGUUUCAUGAUGUUGGAUGCUGAUGUUGGAUGCUGUUUCAUGAUGUUGGAUGCUGUUUCAUGAUGUUGGAUGCUGAUGUUAGAUGCUGAUGUUGGAUGCUGUUUCAUGAUGUUGGAUGCUGAUGUUGGAUGUUGAUGUUGGAUGCUGUUUCAUGAUGUUGGAUGCUGAUGUUGGAUGCUGUUUCAUGAUGUUGGAUGCUGUUUCAUGUUGGAUGCUGAUGUUAGAUGCUGAUGUUGGAUGCUGUUUCAUGAUGUUGGAUGCUGAUGUUGGAUGUUGAUGUUGGAUGCUGUUUCAUGAUGUUGGAUGCUGAUGUUGGAUGCUGUUUCAUGAUGUUGGAUGCUGUUUCAUGAUGUUGGAUGCUGAUGUUGAAUGAUGUUUCAUGAUGUUGGACGCUGAUGUCGGAUGCUGUUUCAUGAUGUUGGAUGCUGAUGUUAGAUGCUGAUGUUGGAUGCUGUUUCAUGUUGUUGGAUGCUGAUGUUGGAUGUUGUUUCAUGAUGUUGGAUGCUGAUGUUGGAUGCUGUUUCAUGAUGUUGGAUGCUGAUGUUGGAUGCUGUUUCAUGAUGUUGGAUGCUGUUUCAUGAUGUUGGAUGCUGUUUCAUGAUGUUGGAUGCUGAUGUUAGAUGCUGAUGUUGGAUGCUGUUUCAUGUUGUUGGAUGCUGAUGUUGGAUGCUGUUUCAUGAUGUUGGAUGCUGUUUCAUGAUGUUGGAUGCUGAUGUUAGAUGCUGAUGUUGGAUGCUGUUUCAUGAUGUUGGAUGCUGAUGUUGGAUGCUGAUGUUGGAUGCUGUUUCAUGAUGUUGGAUGCUGUUUCAUGAUGUUGGAUGCUGAUGUUGGAUGCUGUUUCAUGAUGUUGGAUGCUGUUUCAUGAUGUUGGAUGCUGAUGUUGGAUGCUGUUUCAUGAUGUUGGAUGCUGAUUUUAGAUGCUGAUGUUGGAUGCUGUUUCAUGUUGUUGGAUGCUGAUGUUAGAUGCUGAUGUUGGAUGCUGUUUCAUGAUGUUGGAUGUUGUUUCAUGAUGUUGGAUGCUGAUGUUGGAUGCUGUUUCAUGAUGUUGGAUGCUGAUGUUGGAUGCUGUUUCAUGAUGUUGGAUGCUGUUUCAUGAUGUUAGAUGCUGAUGUUGGAUGCUGUUUCAUGAUGUUGGAUGCUGUUUCAUGAUGUUGGAUGCUGAUGUUGAAUGAUGUUUCAUGAUGUUGGAUGCUGAUGUUGGAUGCUGUUUCAUGAUGUUGGAUGCUGAUGUUAGAUGCUGAUGUUGGAUGCUGUUUCAUGAUGUUGGAUGCUGAUGUUGGAUGCUGAUGUUGGAUGCUGUUUCAUGUUGUUGGAUGCUGAUGUUGGAUGCUGUUUCAUGAUGUUGGAUGCUGCCUAGGCGCCCACAGUGUCUCCAGAGGUGACCUUCCUGUGGGGGAGGGGAUGCUGACCCUCAUUUAGGCCAUUCUGUUACUGACAGUGAAAUGUGAGCAGAUCGGAGGUCAGCUUCUUCCCUCAGCUGCAGCAACUCGCUAAUAAACAAAGACUCGUCAUUACAUCACUUCACAGCUGCUCCCCACAUGGGAAUUAAUCCGUAACAUACUGUGCACGCGAAUAAUCAGCCGCCAUAGAGCCGGGCAGGUCGCUGCCUGUUCAAGGGAUUUUCAGUAACCUUUCUGGAGUCGCUUCCGUUCUUGGCCGUCUUCGAUUGUCAUCAGAGAUCCAUGUUUCGGCUCACAGCCUCACGACGUUCAGACCGGUAGGCGAAGCUGUGGACCCAGAGCUGUCAAAAUGUGUUUUCCUGAACACGACGCACCACUUCCAUUCAUUCCUGUCUUUUUUCUGACAUACCUCUGAGAAACUGAAGCUGUUAAAAUGCAGUUUCAUCAGAGAGCCUUGGGACUUAAAUAAAUUCUGAACCCUCCAGCAGCCAGGAAGAAAUGAGAGUUUGAGAUUUCUGAAGCAGUUCCUUGAUUUAGUUUCUUUUUCCACCGAGUGUGGAUGAAGUUGUGGUUUCAGAGACUGCUUCCUGCUGACCUGUCCAGAGAAUUAGAAGCUCACAUCUUCACUCUGAGUGGAACUUCAGCUCCAGACUCAUGGACUUCCUGUGGAACUGAUACGAUGUUUUAUUUGAUCUGGUUUAGUGCCGUUAAUGUCCAAAAAAAAUAAUUUAAAACAUUCUGAUAGUAGUUUGUGAUUCAUUGGACUUGCCUUGGAACUUGCCAGUUUGGACUUGGGACUUUAAAAUAACAGUAAAUUUUUGUGAAACAGGAAGUAUUUUGGGUCCUUUUUUCUCAUAAAUGUCAUUUUAUAGUCAGGAAGUGUAAAAAUAUUCAUAAUACCAGUUAAAUAUGGAGGUUUAUGGGGAUGUGAUUCACAGUUUUACUUUGUUUUACUGUAAUUUAAAGUUUUAUGUUCUGUGACAGUAAAGUUACAGUUAGAUGAGGUUAAUAAGGUGAUUUUUAUUUAUUUUUUUACAGUGUACUGGUGAGGUUAAUAAGGUGAUUUUUAUUUAUUUUUUACAGUGUACUGGUGAGGUUUAUAAGGUAAUUUUUUAUCUUUUUUUACAGUGUACUAGUGUGGUUCUGCCAGGUGCUGGAAGGAGGUCAGCAGGACGUAAACUCAGACACUAAUUAUUUUAAUUGAGCUGGUUUAAUUGUCUGAACGUUCAGAUUCUGUGGCACAGAAAAAGUCAAUCUGUCGGUGGGAUCACGUGAUCAGGAUCCAGCGCUAACGAGGAGCUCCGGGUCACAUGACGUCUCGUUAGAUUCGUCCAGAGCUCUGAUUCAAGUCUUAAUGAGACGGCCUGUAAAAAGCAAUGUGAUGAUGUUUUUCUUUCACCUUACAACAAAUAACUGUGAAUUAAUGUGUUCUUAAAGUUUAUUUUACAUAUUUGUACUUUUUCUGUGAUUUAACCAGUUAGUAUCUGUAGUUUAACAAGACUAGAAAAGUCUUUAAAUCAGUCACAAGUUAAGCCAACAAGUCUCAAGUGAAGUUCCAAGUCAAAUCCAACAACUCCCAAGUUAAAGACCAAGUCCCAAGUGAAGUCCAACAAGUCCUAAGACGAGUCCAACAAGUUCAAGGUUGAAGCUAACAAGUUCAAAGCCAAGUCCCUAGUCCAGCCAACAAGUUCCAGACUAACAGGUCUCAAGUCAAGACUAACAGGUCCCAAGUCAAGUUCAUCAAGUCUUAAGUCAAGAUGCAAGUCAAGUCCCAAGUCAAGUCCCAAGUUGAGCCACAAGUCCUAAAUCAAGUCCUGUGUCCAAGUCCCAGGUUGAGUGUUAAAGUUCAAAAUCAAGUCACAAGUUAAGACCAAUAAGUACUCAGUUCAGUUUAACAAGUCCUUGAUCGAGUCCAAGUCCAGACUCAGCAGUCAGCUGUGAUUUUUAGGCGUGAACAGAAUCAGUCCUUGUGAACUUUGUCCUGCUCACCUGUGACUAAAGCUCUACCUGAGUCUGUUCCAGGUGAGGAUCGUAUUUCAGACACGCCCACCUCUGCUGCUCAACAAAGCGAAAAGCUCUCAAACGUCUUUCCCCGUCCAAAGGUUCGUACCGAAGAACUUCUCCUUCCUUCAUGGACUCUCACGGAAAAUCAGGGAAGGUUUACCUCCGACCACACAAAACUGGAAAAAAAUGGAAGCCGGUCUGGUUGUCUCUGUUUCCCCCCAGCAGCAGUGGAGUCGGUCGACUGGAGAUCCAGGAUAUGGGAGGAGGAGGUUCUGGAGGUGACAGGAAGGUGGUCCGGCUGUCGGAGCUGAUCAGCGUCCUCAGACUGCCACCAAACGCUGAGGCCUGUCCCACGGAGAACAUGGCGGCCUUCUGCGUGGAGACCCGGGACAGGACCAUGGUGUUUGCCGCCCCCAAAGGCGAGAGCGUGGACUGGGUGGACAAACUGUGUCUCAGCACGUUUCAGAGAGGAGGAGGUUCGACCUCCAGUCAGCGUCACAUGGAGGAGAACCAGAUCUACGCCUCAGCAGAUGAAGCUCCACAGUUCUGGGUGGUGGUUCAGAGGACGGAUGCAGCGGCUCGCUGCGGCCUGCAGAGGGCGUACUGGCUGCAGGUGGACCGAGAGGCACUGCUGCUGAGAGAAACCCAGAAGGAGAAGAAGGUCGUUGCAGAGUGGCCAUACGAACUGCUGAGGAGAUAUGGGAAGGAUAAGGCGGCGUUAACCAUUGAAGCCGGCCGACGCUGUGACUCUGGUCCUGGAACCUUCACCUUUGAGACGCAACAAGCUGAGAACAUCUUCUCCCUGAUCCAGAGCACCAUCAAGCAGAAGACUUCAUCAGGAAACCACAACCUGGAGGCUGAGAAGGUGGUGGUGGCCAACAUCCAGGCUCAUUCUCCUCUCCCCAGAAUACCCGACAUGACCAGCAUGGCCGCCCUCCUGGAGAACCAGCUGAGGACUCUGGGGAGGAAGUCUCCGGCGUUGGACGAGGGUUCACCUGUUCAGGUAGAUUUGGUCGGUAAAUCAGAUCCAUCACAGCCGGCUCCCAUCACCCUCAUGCCACUCCCAUUGGUCCCCACACAUGAGGGAAGUCAUCACGGCGGCCAAUCAGACGGCAUCUACGCCGACCCAUCUGACUGCAUCCAGCCGGUCCCGAAACCGACCACGGCUCUGUACGUCGACCCGGCCAGCGUUCUCCCACUAAAACCCCCCGGCUCAAGAGAACCUCCCGUUCCACAUUCAUGCCUCAGUACCGUGGACUCGGUCUACUCUGAGGUGUACGACAAAAUCAGCCCGGACCAGAACAAACAGAACGUCCUGCAGAGAAAAACCAACACAAACAGUGAACCCAUUUACACCGAGCCCAUGAGCAACACAGACAAGGUGUCUCCCAGAACCGAGACCAAACCCGACCCGUUUGAGCACCUUUACGCUAAAGUCUGCAAGACACCUCCAUCAUCGAGUCCCACAACAUCUCCCACCGCCGCCGCCUCCACGCCGGCCUCCUCCACUACCACCACCACGACUAGUCAAGAACCUCUCGAUGACGUCAUCUAUGAAAACCUGGGGAUCAUUUAACUUGGCUGUUUUCUGGAGGCCAAAAGUCCUGCUGACAGUCUGAUGAAUUCACUUAGAAACCCGACUUUCUGAUGUAUUUUUACAUUUUUAUUUUGUAAUUGUAAUGUCAUAUGUUGCCAUCUGUUCAAGAACAAACUCAGCUCCCUCAGGUCCGGUUCCAGAAUAAAAUGACUGAGAAUGCCUCUGAAAUGACUCCUAAACCCAGUUCACACCCAGUUUCUGCAUGUCAGCUACUUUCAUCUGGACCAAACAGCCACAAUGUGCAAAUUCACUGAACUUUCCAUCAAUUUGUGGUGACAGCAAACAUCGGACACAAAAUCAGUUUGUAGUAGAAUCAGUAGUGAAGAGCUGAUCCAAAUCAAGGUAUUAUCAGCUGGUGGUUUGUUUUAAGCAUUGGAGUUCUGGGUGGAGGACAUAAAGUGUCACAUUAGUCUCUGUCAUGGUGCCCCUUUACUAGCUAAACCCCCACAAUGCUCUCUGCUUUCACAUGAAGUGUAGUCUGAGUGACACCUCCUCUGGUCUCUACAGGAUUAAACAAGAAGAGCCUCCACCUGCUGGAACAACCAGGAACUACAGCUGAUCUACGAUACAUCUCUACCCUCUAACACUGCAUUUACCCUCUAACACUACAUUUACCCUCUAACACUGCAUUUACCCUCUAACACUACAUUUACCCUCUAACACUACAUU